AUGGGGGCGGCGGCCGCAGAGGCCGACUGCACUCUCUUCGUGGGUAACCUGGAGAUGAAGGUGACCGAGGAGCUCCUCUUCGAGCUCUUCCACCAGGCUGGGCCAGUAAUAAAGGUGAAAAUUCCAAAAGAUAAAGAUGGCAAGUUGAAGCAAUUUGCAUUUGUGAGUUUCAAACACGAAGUGUCUGUUCCUUAUGCCAUGAAUCUUCUCAAUGGAAUCAAACUUUUUGGGAAGCCCAUCAAAAUUCAGUUUAGAUCAGGAAGUAGUCACGCCUCUCAGGAUGCCAGUGUGUCAUAUCCCCAGCAUCAUGUCGGAAAUCUAAGUCCUACCUCCACAUCUCCUAACAGCUAUGAAAGGACAGUGGGUAACAUGACUCCAUCAGCACAGAUGGUCCAGAGGUCCUUCUCUUCUCCAGAAGAUUAUCAGCGGCCAGCAGUGAUGAACAAUGUUUUCAGACAGAUGUCAUAUGCUGGGAAAUUUGGUUCUCCACAUGCAGAUCAGUCGGGAUUUUCGCCAUCAGGUCAAUCACAUGGUCAUCCCUUUAACCAGUCUUCCAGCUCCCAGUGGCGCCAAGAUGCAUUGUCACUACAGCGUAAAAGACAGAAUUCUCACCCCUACCUGUCAGAUAGACACGAUAGUCGUGAGCAGCGCUACUCUGAUCAUGGGCCCGACUAUCAUUACAGAGGAGGCCGAGAGGAUUUCUACUAUGACGACAGGAACCAUGAUGGCUGGAGCCACGACUAUGAUAGCAGAAGGGACAGUAGUAGAAGUGGGAAAUGGUCCUCAUCUCGACACUAGCAAGCAUUCCAGGGAUAUUGUUUACAGGGCCAUUUUAGGCCCUCUUCAUUAAGUUGUUCUGGAAAUAUUUCUAAAACUGCACAGAGUAGCCCCACAGUUUUCCA
Myodes glareolus (Bank vole) is the source of this 902-nucleotide messenger RNA. The record is from RefSeq and is a predicted model, not a curated record. NCBI's taxonomy places the organism in Eukaryota, Metazoa, Chordata, Mammalia, Rodentia, Cricetidae.